CAAGCACCAAUUCCUGCCCCGGGGUUGAGGUACGCGGGCAAUAAAUUCCCGCUGGGAAUGCUAAAAGCCGGUGCUCGUCUUGGAGCACACCGGUCGCUGGAGGCCAGUCUUGGUCACUUUGACAUGAAGCCUUCAGCAGGUCCCAUCUGGCGGGUCUUGGGCCUCGUCCAAUGAGCACGGCGUGUUUUUAAGUCACCCCUACAAAAAUCAGCAGGGAAGAGUCUGAGGCCCACGGACCCAGCGCUGCAGCGUCUUCAGCUGCGAAAUGACAUUCUCAGCAGGCUCCUGAGUGUGCAUUUUUUUUUGUUUUCUUUGGAAAAUAUGAAUUAUGAAACGCAAGGGUUCACUUCCCCCGGAAAGGCUGAUGCACAUUCCUGACCGCAUAAAUUGAGACCAUAUCAAAAAAAAGGGGUCAGAGAUGUCAGAAGCCGUAGGCGACCACGGCUCCUGCAAGGAAUGGGAGACUGACGAGAUGAUGGAAUUGCAAGAUCAAGAGCCGAGGAGAGCACGUAAAGGAGCUCGGUGCCUCCCUGCCUUCUGCCAGGGGAAAGCUGUCACAGUCCUCUACGUCCUCUCGGCCUUCUGCUUUGUGCUGCUCAUGGUUCUCAUCGUCACCAGUCUUCAGAAAAUAACUGCCGUGUGGGAGGCUCUGGAAGAAGCGAGGCUGAGGAACGAGAAGAUCCACGCUGGCUCAUGGCAGAACCUGUCGCACGUCCAGCACGUCGUGGAUAAGCAGAUGUCCGAUGAGUUCACGGCGUUUCGCAGCCAGCUUCUUAACAUCUCCAAAGAAGUGGCGAACAUGAGGGCGAAGAUGACGCAGUGCGAAGUGGGUUGCGGGAAAGCCCUGUCCGAUCGCCUCCGCAUCCUAGAGGGAAGGCCGGUGUCGUGGCCGGCGCCGGAGGAGCUGGCUGAGCUGAGACGCGAGCAGAGGACCAUGCAGGCACUGCUGAGCGGCGUGCUGGCAGAGAUGCACAACGUCUCAGAGGUGAUCUGCACGCGGUGUCCGGCUGGCUGGCAGCAGUUCUUGAGAACCUGCUACUACUUCUCGACGGCCAAGAAAGCCUGGAUGGACGCGAAGCUCUUCUGCAUCAGCCACAGCUCCCACCUGGCCAUCAUCAACAGCGAGCAGGAGAACAAAUUUCUGGCAAAUCAGGUCAUGGAUACGCAGGUCUUCUGGCUGGGCCUCACCGACAUGCACAAAGAAGGGGAGUGGCAGUGGGUGGACAGCAGCCCACUCUCUCUCAGGCUCUGGAACAGCGGCGAGCCCAACAACGUCGGCCAGCACGGCGAGGACUGCGCAACCCUCUACUCCAGCGGGCGCUGGAACGACGCCGUCUGCUCCAACGCCGAGUCCUGGAUCUGCGAGCGGAGCUGCUAGCCCGCUCCCCACCGCCGGCUUCGCGGGGUGCUUCCCGCUCCGCUUCCCGUACGGACUUGCUUGGGCGAAGCCCAGCUCAGUACUGGGUCUCUCUUGAUCCGGGGCGGACUUUAAGCUUGGAAAUGCAGGUGGAAAACAGAGGCGCCGGGGCUGACGACGGCGCAGCGACGGGCACUGAGGAUGCGCUGCCUCGUGAGCUGGAAAAAAAACACCCGAAACAUGAGAAAUGGAACAAAACGCAAGGGUGCCGGUUCCUCCGCCCUGACCGGCCCAGGACCACGUGCCGCGCUUGACUGUUUCCUGUGCGCUUUUGCCUCAAAUUCCACCUGUUUCUCCCCAUAACCUUGCAAUAAAUCUGCAUUGCACAGAAAUCGAGUCCGGCUACUC
Molecule: messenger RNA, 1765 nt
Organism: Dromaius novaehollandiae (emu)
Lineage: Eukaryota; Metazoa; Chordata; Aves; Casuariiformes; Dromaiidae
Product: C-type lectin domain family 17, member A-like
Exons: 9
Coding region: 419-1378 (319 amino acids)
Source: RefSeq, a predicted model, not a curated record